AUGAGUGAUCAGCUAACUAGUCCUGCUGCAUCACUUUCUUAUUUUGAUAUCUCAUAUUUAACUUUUGAAGCUGUUUUAGAAGUUGUUAUUAUUUGUUUUGCCGGGUUUUUAGCGGCAAAGACUGGGUUAUUAAACACACAAGGGCAAAAACUACUAAGUUCGUUAAAUGUUGAUUUAUUCACACCAUGUCUUAUAUUUUCCAAAUUGGCUAGUUCAUUGAGUCUAUCCAAGCUUAUCGAUUUAGCCAUCAUUCCAAUUUUCUUUGCAUUGUCUACAUUAAUCUCGUAUGGCUGUUCAAGAGGUACAUCAUGGUUUUUGUCAUUAAAUGAGCCAGAAACUGAUUUUGUUACUGCUAUGGCGGUAUUUGGUAACUCAAACUCAUUGCCAGUGUCAUUGACGUUAAGUUUAGCAUACACUUUACCAGGCCUUUUAUGGGAUGAUUUGGUCGAUGAUGAUAGUGACAAGGUUGCUGGUAGAGGCAUUUUGUAUUUAUUGAUUUUCCAACAAUUGGGGCAAAUCCUAAGAUGGUCAUGGGGAUUCAACUUUUUGUUGAGAAAGAGGUCGCAUGUUGAGUUGAAUACCUACUAUAACAAGCAUGGUGCUAUUAUUGAAUCAGAAACAACAAGGCUAUUGUCAGCUGAAGAUGCAUUGUACAUUGAUGAAGAAGAGCAAACCACAACUGAAAUUAAUCCAAGCUCAGAAGAUAAUACAGAUGAUUCACAACAAUCAUCGCAUGAUGAACUAGACGAAACAGAAGAAGUUGUCACUUACGAGAAGCCAUCUUCUUUGUAUGCUAAAUUUGCUGAAUUGCCUGGUAUAAAGCAGUUUUUAUCAUUUAUGAAUCCUCCUUUAUGGGCUAUGUUGCUUAGUGUCAUUGUUGCUUCAACGCCUUUACAAAGGGUAUUUUUCCAUCGGGUGCUGAAAAUGGUGAUGGCUCAUUUAUCCACAAUACGGUUACCGAAGCCAUAUUAG
Messenger RNA from Lodderomyces parapsilosis, 972 nucleotides. RefSeq lists its product as uncharacterized. The transcript has a single exon. NCBI's taxonomy places the organism in Eukaryota, Fungi, Ascomycota, Pichiomycetes, Serinales, Debaryomycetaceae. The coding region runs from base 1 to 972 and encodes 323 amino acids. The record is from RefSeq and is a predicted model, not a curated record. Gene Ontology annotation, cellular component: membrane; endoplasmic reticulum. Gene Ontology annotation, biological process: transmembrane transport.